This is a messenger RNA of Amoebophrya sp. A120, 8134 nucleotides long. Lineage: Eukaryota; Dinophyceae; Syndiniales; Amoebophryaceae. The record is from the annotation of a GenBank genome assembly.
AUGUUUCCAAUGCAGGACAGUUUCCUCUUGAUGCCCAAAGUGCGGGGCACCUCUGGGGUGUUUGCGGAGGGCGGGGGCGGAGGAAAGCAAUCGGUUCCGUCCACUAUCAAGAAGUACUUUGGACGGGCGAAGCGCGCAAUGUCCCGCGUGAGCGACACCCUGGACAUGUUUGGUGAGAUGCUCGGGACGCCUGAAGAUGACGCCGCACCAGACCAAGCCCCGGCUCGGUUGUUGCUCCCCAAUCUCAAGCGCGCAGUGCUAUCCUGUGCAAAAGUACUAUCGCACUUGUUCACGACCCAACAUUUUCACCUUACUACAUUCAUGCACAUCUCCUCAGUCGCAGUCGCUCUCGCAUUCUCUACCAGCAACAUCGCAUGAGUGACAAACUCACAUUCGAUUUGACAAUUAUAGUGCACUUCUUCAACUACAGCUUCACCGUGUACUUUGCUUCUUGCCAGUGCUAGUAAUUGUAAUGCUCUUGCAGUUUCUCAUAUUCAGUUUCAGCCACUGACACUACUACAACUUUGCUGCUAAUAAAUCGUCCCGCAAGGUAGAUUUAAAUUUAUUGCGCAGUGCACCUGCGUGAUCAAUGGCACAGUAUCAGCAGGCUCUCUGGCGCUGCGAUCAUGGUGCAGGUACUUUUGAGGUGCACAAAUGCAGGGAAUCGAUUGGCAACAUUUUACCAGUUUGGACGCUCUCUCGGGCUCGCUCCUGAAAACACUGGGCAGGGCGCGCGAUCUCGGGGCAGAAACUACACAAGAAAAGGACGGUAUGGGAGUGUCAGAAUCGAAAUUGACAAAAUCGAAAAAUUUGUCAUGCACAGAAUCGAUGUCAGUUGGAGCCUCAGUUUUCAACUGGCGCAUGACAAAUUUCGGGAGCACCCCAAUCCAGUCUGUCAUGCUGUUUGGGCAAAGAAGACUCCUCCUGUCAUGCUACUCGGGCAGCACAUUGCAUACCCCUAAACAGGCUUACAAUCGGUCUCAUAUGCCUGCUUCCCAAUACAGGCCUUCAGUCGUGCUCUACAUGUUAUGCAUCACAAAUUUUUCGAUUUUGCCGAUUUCGAUCCUGACACAUCCAUAGACGGCCACGACACGAAGGACCCGAGAACUACAACGGCUGCGCACAGAACGCCAAGAAGGAGCUUCUUGCAGUUCUUGCAGGGGAACACCAACAGGCGAAAACAGAAGCAACAGACGGGGACACGUCGAGGACCCCACGAGAGCCGACGAGGACACGUCGACCCCACGGUACAGCGCGCUGACGUAGAAGUAUUGACCCAUGCGGCUCCGACGAAAACGAAAACCCCACGCGCCGUUUCUGCUCCAGCUUCAUUUUUCGAGAUUGCGGCUUCUAUUGAAUGCAAAAGUAUCUGCUCUCCCUCUCCGGUUGGUGUAGGACUUUUAUAUUUAUUGGAAUUGCAUUCGUGUUCCGUUAAUUAAUAUGCAUCGGUUCCCCGCGACGCGGGGAACCCGUCCAUGUCCAGUUCUUGCAAUUAUUUGUAUGCUUUGCUAAUCGAAGAACUAGUGCGUAAGACCGACUACCUCGACAUAAUAAAAUAAAUGUAAAUUGACCGAUUUCCUUGUCAUGCAGUACUGCAACCAUAUAUAAACGUAAUUGGUGCGCCAACGAGUGUGAUCCUUUUGCCCAGCAGAAUAGCAGCAUCGCCGGAGGUUCAAUUUUCUGGCGUAUUCAUCGGCAUGUUUAUGCUCUUCCAAGGCGUUUUGUCGUUUAGCGGGAGGUAUCAACUGCAAAAAUGUCUGGGUCUGGAAGAGUCAUGCUGUUUUUGCAUAACACAGAAGGUCUGGCAUGGAAGCUCUAGCGCCACAGGUUUCCAGAAGCUUCCGCAUUGCCGAAUCCGCAUCACAAAUCCCCCACUUUGGUGACAGAAAGUGGGCAGCUUUUGCUGACUAUGCAUGGAGGAUUUUUCUGUGUUCUGAAAUGCGCAUCACAAGUUUGUAUUCUUCCAGACCCAGACACUUUUGCAAAGCAUGGGAGGAAGGCGAAAGAGCAGGACCAAAACCGAAAUAGAAACGCACCUGGUGGGUCGACGGCAUCUUAUGCAUUGCAAAAGUAAUAUCGUGCGUAGUGUAAAUCGCAGGACAAAUUUUCUCAGCGUGAAAAAUGAGAAUGUAACGUGGAUUUACCUUUUUAAACUUUCUUCAGAAUAGCAUUUCCAUUUGCAAUGCAUGCCUACGAUUUAAUAUUCCCACGAGUGCGAUACUGGAUUUGCAGUGCAUACAACCGCUACAACUACAACUUUGGCGGAGUUGAUGCACCGCGCCCCGAUCGCGCGCGGCGUAGGCGAUUCCUUUCGCCGCGUGGGAGAGUUUCUCUUCGCGAAAGAUCAGGGAUCUCCGCGGUCGCGGACGACUACGGAUGGCGGUGUGGAUCGGCGUCUAGUACAGAGCUUCUUCGACGUCCUUCCGGUUCUGCAAGCGGAGUGGGGCCGCGUCUUAUCUUCGGGGAAACAGUACUUGAAUCCGGCAGAGGAGAAAAAGGCGCAAAGCGUGCCACCCGUGCCGCGACCCACUGUGCCGCGGCCAGCGCGCAAGCUGCCGCGGGGUCAGACUCAAGGCGGUCGUGAUGCUCGCGGCGAGGGCGACCGGGCCGAGAUCAUGGAAAACAACAAACCUGGAAGACGGCCUCCAUCACGAAAGUACUUCGUCCAAAAAUGGUAUCAAACGCCGGCCCAUACUUAUUUCGGUGCUCCGCCGAGGAGAGGACCACAUCAAGCGAGGAACGGCAGGGAGACCACUUUUGCUACACACAACCUAGGACCACGACCUGGUGGCGCUGCUGCUGCAAUCGCAACCGAGGUCCCUGCAGACGGGGUAGUACCUGCCCGCGGGUUAUCGACUGCAAAUAUGUCUGGGUCUGGAAGGGUGCGCACUUUUGUCAUGCUGUUUGUUUUUGCAUGACACAGAGGAAGGCCAAGUUCCGUCAUGGACGCCCCAGCAUCACAGAUUCCGAGAAGGUUCCGCAAUGCCUUCUAGUCCGCAUGUUGACUACAAAUCCCCCAUUUACAUUUUGGUGACAGGAAGUUGUGGGUGUUUUUUGUUGCCUAUGCAUGACGAGGGAUUAUUUGUGCGCGGCGUUGUGAAAUGCCCAUCACAAGUUCGCGUCCUUCCAGGCCCACACGUAUUUCCAGCGCAUACGGGUGGUGGAGUAAACUUCCGUGGGGGAGGUCGAAUUCCGGCCCCGCAUCUUCUAUGGGAUUCUCAAACGUGGCUACAUUCUCAAACGUUACUGCUACACGAAUUGAUUUGUCACGCAAAAUUAACAUCAACAUCCGAUCCAGAUCGAUCCACGACACGCCGAAGCUGCUGCGCAUGACAAAUUUUUGAUGAAGGGGUAAACAGCAGUAAGAUCUGUGCCGAAUUUGUAAUGCUGGGGAUGCAAUCACAAUCUCAAUCUACGUCCUUUGACUUUUGGCAUAUUUGCAAGAACACAAAUUCAUGUAGCAGUUGAGAGUGUAUCGUUUGAGACUCCCAUACUCUCGUCCAGCAACCGGGGACAGAGUAAAAAAGAAGAAAGCGCUUAUUGGGGGAGAGACAACGAUGGCCCCGUCGCAUAUGGAAGCGUCAGGAUCGAAAUCAACAAAGUUGAACCGCUUUUAUUUGAGUUUGAUGCACAAAAUUAAAACCGAUACAACCAGUUGGAAGCCCAAUUUCUAAGCGGCGCAUGACAAAUUUCGGCAUCAGCUACAUCCAGUUUGUCACGCUGUUGAGAGAAAGAAAAAAUCUCUUGUCGUGCUACUUCAGCAGCUCUCUCUCUAGCUAACCCCAAACAGGCUUUCAGUUGCCCUCAUCUCUUGCCUGCUCUGCAAUACAGGCAAUCUGUGCAUGACAAAUUAUUUCAACGUUGCCGAUUUCGAUCCUGGUGACGCGUCCAUAUCGCACCCGCGCGCCCCGCUCGAGGAAUGACACCUAGCGGCGGGGGGAUGAAUUUUCCCUCGUGGUCUUGGUCUAGCGACGCCGGGUCGAACGACCGGGAGCAGAAGAGAAAAGAAGCCGGAGUAUCCCAGUAGAGAAAAAAGCAGGCAGGUCAUAAUCAUGUUCAUAUUUGUAGUGCAAAAAUAAAUAUGCAAAAAUAAAGUGAAAAUAUGUACUGCGUUGUAUCCUAAAGAGCACAGGCAUGACAGAUUUUUCAUCUGUGUAUGUACGUGUUUAUUUUUGCAUAUACAAAUAUGCCCUGCCCCUGGCCUGCCACCUGCUAUUUUCUGCGGGAUACGAUGAACCCGCCGCUGGCCCCGGGAUCAACUUGAACCCUAUCAGUCUCUUGAAAAAUCUGAGGACUAGGUUGCGCCCCGCCCCGACGAACGACCCACAGACUCCAGCAACUAGUACGGCGGCCACGACUGCCUCAGUGGUCGACCCUCCGGCACAAGAAGCGCGAAGCGGCCAGAGCACUAGGAGGACCAAGCGACGCUCAGCGCCGUUCUACAGCCGGCGCUAUAGAAAAAAUAUCGGCAGCCGACGCUCGCAGCGAGGAAAAAGAAAAACAAAUCAGUCGCCGCGGCCCGCCCAGUCGAACUCGCCGUCCUUGCAACACAUCGAUGCAGGUUCUGGAGGCGAACCGGCACCCGCGCGCCCCGCAGAAGGUGAAGAAGGGGCAACACCUGGUAGCGGGAAUUGGUUGCCGCGGACGAGCGCCUGGUCGAACUUGCGGAAGACGAAAAUCCGUGCUGCGGUUCGCUUGAUGCCGCGGCGGCAGCAACCGGUCGUCGGCGAACCGGUGCCUGCUGGAGCCGCCGAAGCGGCACAACCGGUCGUCAACGGAAACGGGAGUCCCACAGGAAGCGGUGAAGGUGCUUCCCCCGCGGCCCGGGGAAAAAUGGAGUGCUGCAAACACGUAAUGCGACCAUGUAAUUUUGUAGCACGAUCGUGCUUGAAGUUUCUGGAUUCGGUCGCCGGGUGUGGUUCCAUAUUCAAAAUAGUUUUCAUUCUUAUGCUUGUUGCGCUCGCAGCUCUGGUCUAGGGAUGGAAAAUGUAGAAAAGUUUCAUACCUAUAAAGUACUAGCUAGCACGGCCGGGCACUGUUAUGAGCGCGAUUUCGGUCAUUCUUCGCAUUUUGUGGCGUCCCCACAAGCACGGUCGGACCGUGCUAGAAAAGCAGCCAGCCGCGUGCUAGUAGUGCCUAUGUGGGCGAAAAAGUGAAUAUAUAUCCGAAAAGUGGGCCGCAUAUUUCGAAGCCGGAAAAUAUGCGGCCCAUUUUUUGGAUAUAUAUUCACUUUUUCGCCCACAUAGGCACUACUAGCACGCGGCUGGGUGCUUUUCUAGCACGGUCCGACCGUGCUUGUGGGGACGCCCAAAAAUGCCAAGAAUGAUCGCCAUGGUGCUCAUAACAGUGCCCGACCGUGCUAGCUAGUACUUUAUAGGUAUGAAACAUUUUGCAGUUUUCCAUUGAUACUCUGGUCGCGUUAGUAGGGCUAGCUGCGCAAGGGGACAUCCACAUCGCUCCUAUUCAAAUUCAACCGUUUCAUAUUGUUCUCAUUGUCGCCAUUCCCGUGGGUCUACUUCUUGGCUGUGCCGUCGUGAAAAAUGACUUUACACGUUGACUUAGUGGUCACAACACGACGAAUACCAAGCUUUUUGGGGUCCGCAUUAAACUGAAAUCAUAGUCAUAAGCGAGCACCAUCGCACCUACUAUCGCUUAGGGCUGCUUUCCCAUGUUGUAGCGCGGUUGUGAUGCUUUGGACGGUAAGGGUAGAAGAAGAAGCGUUGAGCGCACGUCUCCAAAACAAGACGCGCCUCUCCUUCUCCUCUUAAUUCUUCGCUGCUUCAUGUUCUUAUGUUUGCGGAGGUAAUGUCGGUGUGGAAUACAGCAACGAAUUUUAUUAAUUAUUUUUUUCAUCCCUUGUGGCUGUGCUUGCAUAGCCAAAAGAACUAUAGUACUCGCAGCAAAUCGUCUAAAACCUGGGACCAAGAAGGCUCAAAGGACGGCCAUUGACGUUUUUUUUCGAAUCACGGUGCUACUGUGACGCGGACCUGGCUCAAACCUGGGCCAAAGGAGGGCCCAAGCUCUAGAGGUAGCCUUUUUUUCGCUUACCUUUCUAUUUCGAAUCCCCACACUACUGUGGGAAAACCUGGAGCCCAAGGAGGGCCGCGACCUCUAGAGGUGCAAAACCUGUAGGGGUGAGCUCUAGAGGUCCACCUCUAGAGGUCGACCUCUACAGGUCUUGUCCCAAAACCGCCUACAGAUUGCGACCCAAAAGUCAUUUCUUUCUGCUCAUACAAGAACACUACGUGGUUUGUCUGCUUUGCAAGCAGGCCUGUGUUGUUGUUCUUCUUGCACGCGCGACCGGCCUGCCGUCUCGAAGACGGAAGCAAAAAAGCGACCAAUCUCGCGCGGGUUGGGAGGGGCACAGAAACAACCACCGGAAUGCCUGUCGCGUUCAGGCGGUGAAGGCAGGUGGGGCGGCCGCCUACUUUCAUAAAUAUUCUUUCAUCAGCUUUGCAUGUAAGUAGUAAAAAAAGGUAGAGGAUCUGGACCAAGUAAGCGCGCUGCUGCAGGGGUGCCUGCUACUGGGAAGCAAAAGGCGUGGCGGAGCCCUGCUACUACAGCGGUGCGCGCGAUUUACAAAUAGCGCCAGCAGGUGCGCAGCGGUUCACAGGGUUGCAGCUGUGUUGUAUGUACCAAGCGACCACCGUGACCCCUACCUCCACAAACCGCAGCUACAGGUAGCCGAAACGUAUGUACCCCGAAGAGCGGCACCCUGGCCCUAGCUGCGCGGGGGUGGAUGCAAUGAUGUGAAAACAGAGAGGGCGGUCGCACCUGCUGGGGAUUUCUAGUCCCCAGCCGAUAGGGGGCGCGCCUGUCACCGAAUGCAACGAGAACAACCUGGAGGGCGCGCGCUUAUUUUCUGCCUCGAUUGCUGGGCCCUGCCCCUGCUUCUCGUUCUGGCACUACAGGCGCCGCCCGGGCCAAGCGUUCUAAGUUUUGGGCUGCUGCUGGCGGUUUGCGCCAGCGAGUUUUCUUUUGGGUUUUUCUUCUCUUUGUCUUUUGUUCGUGCUUUUGCGAGCAUCGGAUACCUGAAGUACUUACACACUUUGCUGCAUUGCCUUUUGCUGCUUGGCAGGACAACUGAAGUUUUUUUCGUGCGUCGGCUGCCCUUCCCGCCAAAACCCCUCGCCAAGAAGGCGCCUUCCCUUCGGCCAAGCUUCUUUAUCUAGCCGCUCCCAGGAGAUCUAGUUGCUGCAGUGCUAUUGUUCUAUUGUUAUGUGCAGAUCCCCGCGCCGCUGUGUCUGCACUGCGGCGCGAGCCCCAAAUACUGUUACUCUGAUGCUUUUGCACCGUCGUUCUUCCGUGGCGGGGAAGGAGGGCGUCCUGAAGAAGAGGAGCCUGUCGCUGAGGUCACUAUAUAAAUAUUAAUAUAAAGCCUUUUAUUUUUGGAUAGCUUUCUCAUCGCCGUCAUAUCUACUGUUUUUAAGUACAUCAAUAGUAAGCCCUUCAACCGGAUGCUGUAACUUCUGAGUCCCAUCAAACCCAUGUAACCAUCCGGUUACAGAUGCCACGAGGCCAAAGAUAACAAACAAGAAAACAGCCUCUCGCCUCAAGAAGCGAGCGCCACGCGAUUGAUUUUUUAUUUUUUCUUUCGGUAAAUAUAAAUUAGCUUUAGCAGCUAUUGCCGCGCUCUGUUACAACUUGUUUUUUUUUCGAGAUGAAAGCAAGACAUUGCUGCGUCGAUUGGUGUGUCGAUCCGAGUGUAAGUUUCUGCUCUUGUUGAAUUUCGGGAACAAUUCCUCAUCACGGCGUGGCCGCGUGUACAUGUCGCCGAGGGAGGAAUAGAAAUAGUUCCUCGGCACUUGUUCUUCUGCACUACCACUAUGAAGAGAAACAGGCUAAGGAGAUGUUGCGCCGCCGCGUGUAGUUGUACUAGGAUUUUAUUCAGUUUGUAGGCCGGCUGCUAUUGCUUCAUGAUCUGGUGCGAGGGGUCCUAGAAAGAAACACCAGGACCAACGCAACCCCACCGCGCCGCCUUGUAGUUAUUCAGCACCAGCAUGGCGGCAGGCAAGUGAGUGGCUGUGGCAGCAACGGGAACAGCAUAUUCCGACACUCCCUAGUGUGUAAUAUGAUCUCGCCUGCGAGAGUUGGCUUCCUUUCUCCUUUCUUCCAAAUAGGCUUAGGCAAAAAA